Saccostrea cuccullata (small rock oyster) is the source of this 2472-nucleotide messenger RNA. RefSeq names its product nucleoredoxin-like. Gene Ontology annotation, molecular function: thioredoxin-disulfide reductase (NADPH) activity. Lineage: Eukaryota; Metazoa; Mollusca; Bivalvia; Ostreida; Ostreidae. Bases 77 to 1327 code for a protein of 416 amino acids. The record is from RefSeq and is a predicted model, not a curated record. The transcript is spliced from 7 exons. Gene Ontology annotation, cellular component: nucleus. Gene Ontology annotation, biological process: negative regulation of protein ubiquitination; negative regulation of Wnt signaling pathway.
CCAUCGGCGAAAGAGAAUCUAAUUUUAGAACAAAGCACAUUCUGGCAUUUCAAGCAGUCUGCUUCUCAAUGUCGGCAUGGCCAAAAAGCUAGAGGCGUUACUAGGAGAUUACGUCCUUCGACAGAAUGGGGACACCCUGGAGCAGGUGCCCGUGGGGUCGCUCUGUGGGGAGGGGCGAGUGGUGGGACUCUACUUCUCGGCCCAUUGGUGUCCGCCGUGUCGAAACUUCACGCCGUUGUUGAUCGAUUUAUACAAGAACGUGAAAAAAUCUGGCGACAAUUUAGAGAUUGUUUUUGUGAGUUGGGACAGGGAUGAGGCGAGUUAUAAGGAAUAUUUUUCAUCCAUGCCCUGGACAGCUGUGCCAUUUGAUCCAAAGAAAAAGGCAAAAUUAACCAAAAAAUUCCGAGUUCAGGGGAUUCCUAAGUUUGUGUUACUGGACGGAGAGACCGGGAAAGUGAUUACGUGUGAGGGGUACGCCUGUGUAAUUAACGACAAAGACGGAUGUGAGUUUCCAUGGAGACCCAAGAAAUUCCAGGAAGUGAUUCAGGGGAAGUUACUCUGUAGUGAUCAAAAAGAAGUGGAUGCUCUGGAAAACCUGAAAGGAAAAACCCUGUGUCUUUAUUUCUCAGCCCAUUGGUGUCCCCCUUGUCGGGCCUUCACCCCUAUCUUGGUCAAACUUUAUAAGAAGUUACACGAGGACAAGAAGAACGUAGAAAUCAUCUUCCUCUCGUCGGACCGGUCACAGGAAUCCUUUGACCAGUAUUACGACACCAUGCCCUGGCUGGCCGUACCAUUUGGAGAUCCCAGGAUUGAACAGUUGAAGAAUUUAUUUGCUGUAGAUGGUAUUCCUAUGUUGGUUGUACUGGAUGAAAAAGGAGAAGUCAUUACAAUAAAUGGUCGGGGAGCUGCCAUGAUGGAUGAAGAGGGUUUGGAGUUUCCAUGGCACCCCAAGCCUGUGAAUGAACUCACUGGGAAUGCUGCCAUCCAGCUGAAUGAGUCUGCUUGUCUGGUUCUCUUCACAGAGGGUGAAGAUGAGGACAUUGAGUGGGCUACAGAAGUUCUUACCGAGACGGCCACCACAGAACACAACAAAGGGGAGGAUCAAGAACUUUUCUUCUUCUUUGGUGGAGAUGAUGAAAUCUGCGACUCUGUGAGGAGUUUUGCUAAGCUACCUGAUCCCUGCCCACUGCUGGUCAUACUGGACUUCCCAGAGCAGAAAGUGUACAAGUGUACAGAAAAAACAAUCACCAGUGAUGUGGUCAAAGACUUUGUCAGGGGCUACUUUAGUGAGACACUAGAACCUGUGCUACUUAGAGGUCCGGAGUAGACAAGGAGACCAUAUCUGUGUUACUGAGAGGGCGGAGUAGACAAGGAGAAAACAGAACCUUUACCGAGUCUGGCCCAGAUUAGGCACAGGGAAUCUGCUGCUCAGAGGUCCUGAAAGAUAUUUAAUGAAUCUAAAAAAAAAUAUUGAAUUAUAAAAAAAGAGUAAAUGAUCUGUUUAAAAUAGAUAAUGAUUGCCAGGUCUGAAGGAGGGUUAAAGUCUAUUUGUUUCUCCUUCAGUAUUUAAUAUUUGUGUUAAUUGUAAAUAAUACAUUUUGUCUUACAUGUUCGUUCAUUUAAUGAACUUAUUCCAUAAAAAGAGGAAAUAUUAUUGUGUCAUUGUUAAAUGUUUGGACUGUAAAACUUAGUAUGCCUGGUUCUCUUCAAGUUCUUUUAAUUUCAUUUUUUGUACUGUAUUAAUACAAAAAUUUACUAGUAAAGUUAAAUCUUAAUAGUAAUGUCCAUUCAAAUUACAAAAUAUUGGUUAUGUACUAUCUAGCUGAUACAAUGAAUUGGUUUUUCUUUUAUGAAAUGCGUAUGAGUCAUGGAAAUAAAACAUGGGAUGUUUGUAAAUUUACACAUCAACUGAUAAAUCAGGAUAUAGGUACAGUAUUGUUGCUUAUAUAUACACAACGUACGUUCAAUAUGCCUAUAGUGAUUUACAUUCAUGUAUGUUUGUGUACAUUAUAUUUGUUUCAUUUUUUUUCUGUUACUGGUAGAAAUGUCUUUAUUGUUGAUAUUAGAGUGAAAUACCAUAUAAUGGUUACAAUAUGUUACAAUUAGUGAUAUUACAUGAAGUGUACAUGUAUUCCCAAACAUAAUGUCAUGAAGUUUAAAUGAAAAGGUCAGGUAGUACCUUGGAUAUUUUCAUGGACAAUUUAUAGUGAAUUCCUUCUUUUCUCUUAUUUUGGGUUAAUGAUUUUAAUGAAUUUUUCAUUGAGCAAUAUUUUAAAACAAUUGCCACAGCUUUAAUUAAGCAUAAACAUUAAACAUACAAAAUUAGGCUCAAGUUCAUUCUUAUGCUCAUUUGAAAAUUUUAGAAUUAAUUUAUGCAUUAAUGAUGGUGACAAUUUUGUCUUAAAUAUUAAUGUAGAAAAUGCAUUUGUUUCUCAAAUGUUCCCUUACAUUUGUAAUCCAAGUACUAAAGAA